Messenger RNA from Physella acuta, 1161 nucleotides. RefSeq lists its product as uncharacterized. NCBI's taxonomy places the organism in Eukaryota, Metazoa, Mollusca, Gastropoda, Physidae. The record is from RefSeq and is a predicted model, not a curated record.
CGAGGUUUGUAAUUAAAACCAGUAGUAUACAUUUUUAUAGUGCUUCACAGUGGUUAACUAUCACAUUUCUAAGGCUGCUGAAAUGACGGUGCAAUGAGCGACAGGGCUGUAGACAACUUAUAUACAGGAACCUUCGAAGUAGAAGAAAUCUACGAAGACGACGAUCCCAAACUUCGCGUCUGCAAAAAACUAAAAUCCCACUCCAAGUUUAUCCCCGUGACCAAGUUUAUCAAAAAACAUCUGCCCAUCAGAUAUCGAAACUACGACGUGCUCAACUUAAUCAAAUCCCAAGCGGAGCUGACGGUCUUUUUACGGAUUACCAAAGUCAGCGAGGAUCGUCCGGAGUUAUACCCCGGUACAUGCUACAACUACCCCUCCCACGAACACAAGGGGAAAAACAAACUCAGAAACGGAAGUGGAGUCGUGUGUAAAGUGGUGAGGUACGCUGAAAAAGAUAACAAAACUUGCCCGUGCGAGAAGUGUAAGACCUCGUCCACGCCUCGUAAAGAGUGGGGCGAGAUUAACGUUUUCACCGCCACGCAUGUUGUGUACGACGAAACGGAAAGAAAACACACGCAGGUUUAUUUCUUCCGGGACAGCAAGGAGGUGGAUAGUACGCAAGGAGUCAGUAUCUGCGCGGAGCAACUUGUGAGAUUAAACGUUGAAAAAGAUUGGUGUCGUAUCAACUGCUACACACACAACGACAAGCUUUUACACAGGUUAGAUAAAGCUUUAAGGAGUUUUGAACGCUACUGUCAAAUUGUGGAGGACAGGUAUAAACAAACGCCUGGGUUACAUAAGUUGACGGUAGUUGUCUCCCAUCCGCACGGAGACUACAAAAAGGUGUCGAUUGGCCAGUGGAGAGAUAAGACCAGGAAAAGUCGGUUCGGGGAUCACAGGUACACGUACGACACGGUCACCUGCCCGGGGAGUAGUGGGGCGUAUGUGUACAUCCUGGGGGUGGCAAGCAGUCGUAUGACUACCUGCAUAAGGGGUGUAAUGAGCUGGGGUUGAAUUUUAGUACUGAUGGCUGGGAGUCUUUGUAAAGAUGUAAUGAGUAUGGGUUGAAUUUUAGUACUGAUGGCUGGGAGUCUUUGUAAAGAUGUAAUGACCAUGGGUUGAAUUUUAGUACUGAUGGCUGGGAGUCUUUGUAAAGAUGUA